GGCGUAUACUAAGGUGGUCGAGCAUUUAGCGUGUAAGAGUGACAUUACCAUGUGUGAAUUAGCGUCUUUAUAUUUAUAUGCUAAAUAAAAUAUCCCAGCAUUCUAUGGUCUGGAUACUGAAAAAGCCUUUUCAGGCUUCAAGUCGUUCAAUGAAAACUGUUUAAAUAAUGCUAGUGAUCUAAAAAUAGCUCUGUGACGAAUGGUUCUAGGCAAAUAUUCAUCGUUGUGUAAAAGUCUCUUAUAGGUUUGAUCUAUUUUUUCCCUGUUUUGUGUGCUGUGCUAGUAUUAUCGUAUUAUCAUUGCUUAUUUCCGAUUUUUAACCAGCAUUGUUUUUUAGGCUCAAACUUCACUUGUGUGAGUGGACAUUUUAUUUCUAAAUUACAGCCUGUUACUUUCCGGACAAAUCUCAAUCUCAAUGUCGUGUUGAACUGGGCAACAUUUCUAUUUCCUGUACUCAUUGCUCUACGAUAGAAAUUCUUUUCACACAUAAAGCAAAUAAUUAUUCAAUUUUAAUAACUCCGUUUAAAAUAAAUUCAGAUGUAACCUGAAGAACAGUUUAAAAAGAAAGCAGAUUUUGUAUUUUAGAUAACAAUGAAGGAAGGCUGUCUACAUACUGUGUGUGUCUUGGUGGCUGUGUUCAGCUCAGUAGCCAGGUCUCUGAAUUACAAAAGCAAUGUGGCCAUCAUGAAAGAGGUUGUCGAACAUGAAGACUACCGCACGGAUGUCCGGCCACUCAAAGACCAGGAAAAGGCCAUCCAGGUCUCCGUGGACUUUGAACUGGUCUCAAUUGUGGGUAUUGAUGACGUGGCUCAGAGCUUCAUCGUCAACGGUUUCGUCUUCUUUCUUUGGAAUGAUGAGAUGUUAACUUGGGACCCAAGCAAAUACGAUAAUCAAGCAAUUAUCCAUCCAAUGCCAGAGAAGAUUUGGAGACCCCGAGUUCUCUUGCUGAAUACUUUAGGUGAGAGGGACAUCUUUCAGGAAGACGAUUUAGCGCCAGUCACUGUGGACGCUAACGGAACUGUCAACUGGGUGCCCGGAAGCUUAUUCCCCACUUCCUGUGAGUUACAUCUGUCAGAUUACCCUUUUGAUGAACAGAAGUGUACCAUCAUUCUGAUUGCAACGAUGUAUGAUGCAAGUGAACUUUCCUUUGUUGCAAUCACCGACAAAGUUCUACUGGAUUUCUUUAUUAAACAUGGCGAGUGGGAGUUGAUUGACACAGACAUUAGUACAACCAGUCUUUCUACUUCAACAUGGGAAGGAUCAUCCAUCCAAUUUACAUUUAAACUUCGAAGACGACCAGCAUUUCUGCUAAUCAACAUUGUGUUACCAGUUGUCUUUCUUUCCUUUCUCAAUCUCAUGGUGUUUAUCAUACCUGCUGACUCAGGGGAGAAGAUUAGUUACGGCAUAACUGUGCUGUUAGCGCUUUCUGUGUUUCUAAGCAUUGUGGGCAGUCUGCUGCCCAGAUCAGGGGCUAGUACUCCAAAACUGACCAUCUACCUCUUUAUGCUUCUGAUUAUCUCCAUGCUGACCGUCAUCGACAGUAUUAUAAUAGUCUAUCUGGAUUACAAAGAUGAGCAAGAAACGUCACAACUGAAAGCCAAAGCCAACUUCCAGAGCGCUUUCUCGAAAACUCAAAAACUGACACGAGCAGUUUCAACUUUCCUGAACAAAAAGCCAGCAGACGAGAUCACAAAUCACCAAGGGGAUUUGGCGUCACGUGACAAUGUAACGUCAUUUGCUGACGCGGUAAGGCUGCGGAGCCAAACUUCCGUUGACGCCAAAGAUGAAGCCAAAGAUGCGAAAGAUAAAAAGCCGCCUCGCAGAGUCAAUAAAUACAGGCUCAUCGGCAAGCACAUUGACUGCGUAUCGUUCAUUGUCUUUCUAUUUCUAUGGAUUCUGGUCACUUUAAUUUUCUUGCUCACGAUGGCCUACGGUAAAGAUCUAAACCUAUAGAUCUAGCUAUUCAUAUGAUUACUAAAUAUGUAUUUUACACUGACAAAUUGUUUGUAAAUAAAAUAUUGUAAAUAAAUUGUAAAUUAGACCUAACUAAUUGAUAUGUAUUCAUUAUAUUUUUCACAUGUAAAAACGUCUUUGAAAAA
Messenger RNA from Biomphalaria glabrata, 2099 nucleotides. Its product is annotated as neuronal acetylcholine receptor subunit alpha-6-like. Gene Ontology annotation, cellular component: membrane. Lineage: Eukaryota; Metazoa; Mollusca; Gastropoda; Planorbidae. Gene Ontology annotation, biological process: monoatomic ion transmembrane transport. The record is from RefSeq and is a predicted model, not a curated record. Bases 592 to 1953 code for a protein of 453 amino acids. The transcript has 8 exons. Gene Ontology annotation, molecular function: extracellular ligand-gated monoatomic ion channel activity; transmembrane signaling receptor activity.